AUGAUAUCACUACUUCCAGAAGACUGUCUAAUCGAUAUCUUUGAGUACCUACGAAAUGAUUUUAAAUCUUUGAAUUCCUGUGUUCGUGUUAACCGGAUUUGGAAUGAAAGUGCAAUUUCGAUAUUAUGGAGUAAUCCCUGGAUUAUUGAGGAAGUAAAUGAAAAGGUUAAGGGCCAAGGAAAACAAAUCGAACUCAUUGACAUUUAUAUUUCAUCCUUGCCUCAAAAAUCCAAAAAUUUUCUGCAGCAAAAAGGGAUUGUGAUACCAAAAUUUUCUCAACCUUUCAUAUAUAAUUAUACGAGCUUUAUGAGAACUCUUAAUAUAUCAUAUAUCGAAGAUUGUGUUUGGACUUGGGUGACUAAUCAAACGAAUAAUUCGGUGAGGGACUUUAUACAAAAAGUUGAAUUGAUCAUACUUCAUUUAUUACAAUUAAUUCUGAAGGAAUCAGGAAUUCGAAAGAUUAUCGCUUAUUAUAUUUCAAGCAACAAGGCCACACUCCCUCAAUUAGUUGAUAUUUUAACAAAGUUUCCAGAAUUUGGAACGUGUUUUUCACACCUUCAAGAAAUCGUGUGUGACAGUACCCUUUCAAUAAUCCCUCAAGUGUUUGAAAAGUUAAUACCAUACAGCAAGAUGAUUAAACGGAUCGUAAUAAAGAAAUAUGAGGAUUCGAGGGAACUGAGUAACCUGAUUGGGACUCAAGCCGGUUUGCAAGAACUAUUAAUAUAUCAUGAAAAUUACAAUUAUCUCAUCCCAUUUGCAAAGCAAGAAGUUUUUAAGGGGAUGAUAUUGCAGUCAAAAAAUUUAUUACGAUUGGAACUUUAUUCUUUUGAUUUCCCAAUUCAUACCCUUGGAGAAUUUGAAAAUUUAGAAGAAUUGAAAUUGUUUAGAUAUGGUUCAUCGUUCAUCACUCCUGAAAGUUUAGCACCUUUAGCAACAAUUUCAUUAAAGAAACUUAGAAAGGUCUCUUUUCAUAAUUGGGUUUUGAUGCAUCUUGAAUCCUUUGCUAAUUUUUUUGAAAAUACUAACGAAGAAUUAAGAGAGAUUGUAAUUAGAACAAACUAUACGAUCGCUGAUCGACAAAAUACGGGGAAACUUAUCAAUUCAAUUGGAGUUCAUUGUCCAAAGCUUGUCACCUUGGAAGUCCCUGGUUCGCCUGAGGAUGGUCAUCAAUUGAAAACUUUAUUAGAAUCCUGCAAUAAAUUACAACAUAUUUCCAUUUAUAAUAUUAAUCAAAAGAAUAAGAAAAAUUUAAAAGAAUCCGAAGAGGGAUUUAAUGAAAAUUUAUUACAAAUUCUUACACGUCAUUCUUCGCCUAAUUUGAAUCGUUUAUCGAUAAGUCAUAUUGAGUUUUCUAUGAAAGAUAUCGAAUCAUUUCUUGAAUAUCGUAUAAAAAGAGGGGAAUUUUGA
Molecule: messenger RNA, 1407 nt
Organism: Funneliformis mosseae
Lineage: Eukaryota; Fungi; Glomeromycota; Glomeromycetes; Glomerales; Glomeraceae
Source: the annotation of a GenBank genome assembly